This is a messenger RNA of Exophiala xenobiotica, 1508 nucleotides long. RefSeq lists its product as uncharacterized. The transcript has a single exon. The record is from RefSeq and is a predicted model, not a curated record. NCBI's taxonomy places the organism in Eukaryota, Fungi, Ascomycota, Eurotiomycetes, Chaetothyriales, Herpotrichiellaceae. Bases 153 to 1166 code for a protein of 337 amino acids.
CUCAAACUGCGCGGCGUCCUUGCUUGGCAAGACUGCGAUUCAGUACACACUGCCAUCUGCCAGCGAAUACCUGGCAUGCUCCAGUCCCUAUCGUUGCUCGGCCUCGAACGCAUAGACGCGGUCAAUUUGAGCACUCUUUUUCACGGUCCAAAAUGGCGGCCAAUUUCUGUGUCGUGUGCCGACUGCACUUUCGAAAGUCUUCCGUGAGGAAAUGCCCGCGCUGCGACCAUAGACUCACCAAGUCUAGCAAGCGAUCAGCCGCUGCUAACAAUGACGAUGCGCCACCUGUCAGUCCUACAACCCCCAUCGAUCGCGAACUGGUCGAGAAUCUCAAUGCUCAGGACGACCAAGGCACAAAAGGAAUCUCAUAUUGCUUGAAACAUCAUGCUCUGGGACACUGGGAGGGACAUGAUUGCGAUCAACCAGAUUCCAGAACAAGUCUCACCAUACCGUCCAUGCAGCUACACUGGGACAAGAGCGACGAGUGGAUUGCUUAUCUCACUCGCGACCCGAUGCCAGACACUGUCAUGGAGGCCAUGGCACAUUUCGUCAAGCUCUACGCUGGUGUCACGCGCGCCCGGAAAUUCGUCCUCCUUCGCGAUGACCUGCUCAAGCAAGUCAGAUCGAUCAUGGCAAGAAAGUCGGCCCAACAAGAUCUUGACAAAUGGGACAAGAUCAUGGCAGAAGCCAUCUACAACACGCAUUCGCUUCUCUGCAAGCUGCUGAACCACAUCCACCGCGCACGAUCAGAGACAUUUGAGAUCUACAUGAUAGGACAGAUGGUGGUGCGAGGCGAAUGGCUAUUCAAAGAGGGCAUGAUGCCUAGUCAUUAUGCUAUCGCGUGCGCGUUGGGUCAACGACGAUGGAAUGACAUGCCGCGACUUGAUGUGGCAGCUUUCAAACAGUUCACCUCCGAGAUGCACGACUUUGCCGACACCCAGCAAGCCAAGCAAGAUCUUAUGGCUGUUCAUGUGCAGGAAGUUAUUGCCGACAUUCCGCUUGUGGCCCAGUCCUUCUCGAUGGGAGAACUCUUUCGUGCUCCAAUGCGGUUCAUGCCUCUUGUUGUGCCACCAGUUUUCCGCCAGCGAGCAGGGAUCCAUGUUUUCGCCUGGCCCGACAUUCAGGAGGUGAAGCAUCAUAUCGAUCUGCAGUUGAACCACCCCUGAUCUACUUGUAGAUACUGUAGACCUGCGGAAUACAUAGGCCUGGCAAAGCUUUCGCAGAUUCUACCAUGGGAGCAUCGAUGUCCAACGCAGCGCACCCGGCCAGGAUGGGAGCAAUGCACUUGAGUGGUGGAUUCGGAGGCGCUGGCGGUACUUAAAAUAUGGAAAAGGAGGUAUGAUGACUCGAUGCUGAAAUGAAAGAGCUAUGGGGCAUGAACAUCAGAUUGUGGUUCGACGACGUUGGAAAGGCGGUUGUAUUGUCUACGAACGGCCAGGUCCUACAUACUGUGUGAAACGACCUGGAGAUAUCGACACACUCUCGAAUGAAUCUCGAGCCUAGACGAG